Clavispora lusitaniae ATCC 42720 is the source of this 1263-nucleotide messenger RNA. It is a transcript of the gene WOR4, whose product is annotated as Wor4p. Gene Ontology annotation, biological process: regulation of DNA-templated transcription. NCBI's taxonomy places the organism in Eukaryota, Fungi, Ascomycota, Pichiomycetes, Serinales, Metschnikowiaceae. The record is from RefSeq and is a predicted model, not a curated record.
AUGGACCGGCCAGAUUCUCAUUCGCCUAAUACACCCAGUGCCAAAGCGCCAGUGCCGCCGCUUCUGAAUACACAUGCGCCACUCCCGCCCAUGUUGCCUGUGCCGCAGCUUCAGCAACCUUCGCAGCACCUUCUGCAACCCACUACUCAACAGCUUCUGCAGCCAUCGCAGCACCUCCCGCAUCCAGCGUCGCAGCACCUUCUGCAGCCAUCGCAGCACCUUCUGCAGCCAUCGCAGCACCUCCCGCAUCCAGCGCCGCAGCAUCUUCUGCAACCAUCACAACAUCUUCUGCAGCAGUCACAGCAUCUCCCGCAGCCAACUUCACAACAUCUUACGCAGCAACUUCCGCAUCCGCUUCUGCAGCCUUCGCCUAUGCAUGGCCUGCCCGUUCAAGGCGCUGUGCUCCAGCACUUUUCUCCUCCCCAUUAUCCCUCUGCAUAUCCACCGCAGUUUCUUCAGCAAACAGCACCUCAGUAUUCACUGCCCAUGAUGCCAGUUUCGUAUGCAUACAUGGGCAUGCCAAUGGGCGCACCUGUUGCGUCACCUUAUGCCAUGAUCCCCGUUGAGCAUCGCCAAAUGGCAUAUGCAUACGGCGGCUACAACGUUGCAGCGCCGCCAGGACCAGCGCCAGCGGCCAACAAGCAUCGCCGUUUCCGCAGGCGCUACUACCAGAUUUUCCGCAAGUACAACUGCACUUUCCCCGGAUGCACCAAGAGCUACGGCUCGCUCAACCACUUGAACACACACAUUGUCACGAAAAAGCACGGGCUCCGCAAGUCCAAGCAAGACUUCAAGCAUGUGGACGAAAAAGGUGAUCCGCGGGCGCAGCGAACUUACAGCAUCCGACAUGAAGGUGCAUCAUCACUGGGCGCAGGGUCUGCGCCCGCUUCGCCUAAAGAGCCCGACGUGCUGUCUCCGCGUUCCCGCGGCGACGGCGACGCAGAGUCUGCCGAGCAUGUCUACGAGCACGAACAUCGCGAACACGAGCAGUCCGAACAUGAACAGCCCGAACACGAACAGGCCGAACAUGAAGAUGAUGAGCGGAAAACAGCGCCGCAAGACAUUGUGCUGCCAGUACAAGAGGCGGCACCGGCACCGUGGGAAAAAAAAACUGAGCGGGCUUGGUCUUACACGCUGCCACAGUCGGACUUGGGCUUGGCGCGGACGCUUCCGCCUGCCAUAGGAUUGGCCUCCGCCACACGCGAGGCGAUUCGGUUGCCCCUGCUCCCAUCCAUCAUGGAACGAUGCAACCCGACAGCGUAA